Molecule: messenger RNA, 1553 nt
Organism: Acanthopagrus latus (yellowfin seabream)
Lineage: Eukaryota; Metazoa; Chordata; Actinopteri; Spariformes; Sparidae
Product: DELTA-sagatoxin-Srs1a-like
Exons: 3
Coding region: 133-678 (181 amino acids)
Biological process (GO): pore complex assembly; cytolysis in another organism; monoatomic cation transport
Cellular component (GO): pore complex
Molecular function (GO): channel activity
Source: RefSeq, a predicted model, not a curated record
UUUCUCGAUUCAAUGUGACUUACUAAUAUUUGUUCAUAUUAUCUCACUCAACACUGCUGAGGCGUUUGUUUUGUGCUUGUCUGUCCACACAGGUCGUCUUGUUCCACAAAAGAUGUGAUCACAGAAACUAAAAUGACCCUUGAUUCGAUUGAGGACAAACUUUCCAGUGCUAUGGGUACAGGAAGCUCAAUGCCUCCAGGGCACCGUCAGUGCACCAUUGAGAUCACAAAUAAAAGCUCUCACUACACCCUCCGUGAUGUCAGUGUUUACAUCUUCAGUGGGUUCUGUGCCUCAUCUUUGCCACUUCAGAUUGAGCCAUCUUCAUCUGGGAAGGCUCUGUUCUCCAAGACUGGCGGCACUGCUUGUGGAGCUGUCGGUGUCUUCACCUAUGAUCUCUACAGCAAAUCUACAGGACAGACUGCUGGAAGUAUGGCUGUCAUGUUCUCUGUGCCCUUUGAUUACAACCUAUACUCCAACUGGUACGCAGUGGGAGUCUUUGAACAGAGCAGAGCAUGUAAUUAUGAUCUUUAUGUGCAGAUGUACUACGGCGAAGGCGACAUGUUUAUAAGAAAAAAGGCAGGCGAAGAUAUUGAUUUCAAGAGCGGUCCAUUUGCCAUCCCGGCAUCGAUGACAGACACCUGUCAACCUAUUCUGAGCUUAAAAGUGGAAGACAGCUGAAAUAAGGAAACUCAGAGGUGAUAAAAUGUAGAUUCUCCUGCAGUCUCCCAACUGCACAAUUUGUGCAUUUCUAACAGUUUUCCACUUUUUCCACAAUUUUUUGCCAUGCCGAUGAUGAUGAAAAAUAGUUUUGGAGCAUUAAGAAUUAGUCAAAAACCCCUAACCCUUUUAAAAUCACCCCCCAAAUGACCGCAAUAAUUCCCUUACAAUGUAUUGAAAGUUACUCCCGUAGUGUCUGUGUAGCUAUGAUUUAACUGCGACAGGGCAGGAUGCUUCUCCUUAGGUGAGUGUGGGACUGUGGUGAUGUUUGGGGCCCCCGGAGCCAAUAAUCAGCUCUAUGUGUGCGUCAAAAGUUGGCUAGAGGAAGAGGUUCAGAGCUGACUUAAUGUAUACAUUUCCACAUAAGCACAGAGAGACCAUCCGGUCCACUUCAGGCUGUUAGCUUAGAGCAGAGUUAGCUUUUUCAAUUCCAGCUCUGUUGAUCGUGCGAUUUUAAUUUCCAGCUAGUUUCUGUCUUACUUCCUAUCAGCAGGCCAGUCAACUGAAAUGAGUUGAUGCAGCUUACCUUCCAAAUUCUCAUAGUUCGAGAAAACACUAGAUUAGCAAAUACUUAACUAACAUGAAAAGGAUCAGAUUUACAACCAUCAUGGGAACAAGUUGGAAAUGAAAAUGUCACAUCAGCAGAAGAUCUCAAAGAUAGUGCCAGCUAUUUAUUAGUGCCUAAUCAAAUGUCUGAUUAGUUAUUAUUGUAUUGCUAUUUCUUUUACCAAAGCUCUUUAUCUCGCUGUCCUUCACAGACCUGUGUUUGUAUGUUGAUCUGUGCUUGUGACAUGUAAAAUAUUGGAUGUCAAUAAAGUUGUUUGAGUCUGAAUUAA